AUGAGCAGCCUAGGAGCAAAGGUCAAAGACAUUCUCCACAAGGACCGCCCCGACGAUUCCACCACCGACCCCCAUCCCCCAGGUUCGUUCCCCACAGAAGACAUGGAACCCAGCGAAACUGAGCAAGGCUGGUCCAAAGGACACGAACACAACAAGCUUCACAAGACUGAUGAUCCCCGCGGCUGGACAGAGAACGAGACUGAAGCUUCCCGUGGCCAUGGAUACAAGGACUCUGGUGUCGGAAUGACCCAGUCUGACGACCGCACUUCAUACAAGCCUACACAGGAUCCCAUGUCCGAGCGACGCAACGACCCUCUUUCUGAGCGACGCGAUGAGCCUCUUUCCGACAGACGCAACGAGCCUCUUUCCGAUAGACACAACGAGCCCCUCUCGGACCGACGAGACGACACUCUGAACAGAACAACCGAGGCUGGUGGCUUGGGACAGAAGGUCCCUCUUGUACCAUCCACCGAGGAGCACCCUUACUGGGGAGAUCUUCCCAGCCGGGGAGGUGUUCAUAACUCUGUAAUUGGCCACGGUAGCCUUGAGGACGAACAGCAACGUCACAAAGAGAUCCAUUCACGCACGAAUGACCCAUCUCGAACAUCUGGUACUCUGGAGAGCGGUACCUUCCUCAGCCGACGCGAUCGCGACGAGGCCUCCACCAACACUGCACCCUACGGUGGCCGACCCGAUGAGCGACAGCACCCUGGCGAGGGAACAUCUGGCUCGCACUUCAAAGAGGGUCUUGCUGGAGCCGGUGCCGCUGGUGGUGCUGCCUACGGAGCGCACGAGUUGAACAAGCGACACAAUGACAACGAGGAGGCUAGAAGGCUGGGUCAGACUACCGAUCGAACUCAGCCUGAGGAGCACAAGCAGAGAGCAUUCCCUCUCCUUGGCAGGGACCACAAGGAGCCACAUCACACUGAAAAGGUCAAGGAGGACAAGCACAAGGAUAAGGACCACGAUAGCAAGCUCGGCGGUCUCUUUGGCCGAAAGAGCAGCAAGGAUGAGACUGCUCGUGUCGAGGAACAAGAUAGGGACAAGCAUCACUCCAAGACUGGCCCUGCUCUCGGUGCCGCUGGCGCUGCUGGAGCUUACGCCGCUACCAGGGACCGUGAUGACGAAAAGCUUCGUGACGCAAACAGACAACAGAACCCAACUGUCCAAGACACGCAUAAGGACGAUAAGCAGCACGGCAGCAAGCUUGGUGCCCUUUUCCACCGAAAGGGAAGCAAGGAUGAGACCUCCCGCACCGAAGAUGAGGACAAGCAUCACCACUCCAAGGCUGGUCCUGCUUUGGCUGCUGCUGGCGCGGGCGGCGCUUAUGCUGCUACAAGGAACCGUCACGACGACGACAACAACCGCCGUGAAACAACUACCGGCGCACAUCAGGAUCCUGCUACAACCCAGCACGCCACCAAGUAUCCCGCUGCUGGUCUCGACUCCACUCGGGACUACAACCCCCAGAACCCUUCCUCUGGUGGAGUUACACAGAAGCCCUACCGACAGGAAGAUCUCGACCAUCACCGAGGCUCUGGACUUGCCACUGGUGCUGCCACCGGUGCUGCCGCAGGUCUCGGCGCUGGCGCUCUUGCCUCGCACUAUGGCCGUCGCGACGAGGACCGAUCUGCUACUCAGCCUUUGUCAAGCUACGAUAACCAGAGCUACGACCCCAACGCUACGUCUCAGUCUUAUCAGCAGCAGGGCUUCCACCAGCAGCAGGGCUCUCAACACCCCCACGGUUUGAGCGCACCGGCUGUCGCUGGCUACACUGACCGUGGUGAACAUCAAGACACUCAUGGUGCCCAGUCUGCCAACUUCUCCCACAAGGACCCUGUCGGACAGACUCAGCAGCAUGACUCUCACCGAGGCGCUGGUAUUGCUGCUGGAACUGCCGCUGCUGGCCUCGGCGCUGGCGCAAUGGCGGCUCGCUCCGGUCGCGACCGUGACGAGUAUUCCGGUCUUGACUCCAACAGAGGCUUUGAGAACCAGUCUGCCUACCCCACUGAAGGUUCUGCUAUGAACCCUUCUUCUCGCUCUUACGAACAACAGGACUCCAACCGUGGUACUGGCUUUGGUGCUGGUGCUGGUGCUGCUCUUGGCACUGGCGCCCUUGCCUCGCGUUCCGGUCGCGACCACGAUGAGCGCUCUGGCCUUGGCGCCAACAGAGGCUUUGAGUCCGGCGAUGCUUACUCGGGUGAGCGUUCUGCCAUGCACCCCGGCUCCCAGUCAUAUGAACAGCAAGACUCUCACCGAGGUGCUGGGCUUGCUGGAGGUGCCGCCGCUGGUCUUGGAGCUGGUGCACUGGCUUCUCAUGCCGCUGAACACAGACGCGAGAAUGACAAUGACCAGUUCAACACCGGUAACAGCCAACGUGAGUUCCAGACUGGCAACACCGGCUCUGGUCUUGGCAGCACUGGCCCUGGCGUUGGUGGCAACCCUGGUAUGCAGAACCCUGCUAUGGAGAACCCUUCUGGCCUUGACUCUUCCAACAAGCAAUCCCUCCCUGGCUCUCAACACGAGUCUCAGCCUUUUGCAGAGCGAAAGCAGGAACAUGACCACACUCUUAUGGAUAACGCAAACUCUGGAAAGUACAACAAGCUUUCGUCUGGUACACCCUCUGGCAUCGCGUAUGACUAA
Molecule: messenger RNA, 2643 nt
Organism: Fusarium pseudograminearum CS3096
Lineage: Eukaryota; Fungi; Ascomycota; Sordariomycetes; Hypocreales; Nectriaceae
Exons: 1
Coding region: 1-2643 (880 amino acids)
Source: RefSeq, a predicted model, not a curated record